AUGGCUUCCUCCGCGAACCAACAGCAACCCUUCCCAUCUGUGCCUCCAUCAAUGUCCGCUGGCGAUAGUCAUGAGAUGCGAGACUACUACCCACCGCAAGAUGCACCACGACCUACAAUAAACCAAACACCAAACUUCAACCCAUACCUCGGCCUUCGAGCUAGGCUCUCCCAGAUAUGGAUCAACCGCUGGACCAUUCUCCUGCUCCUCGUCCUUGUGCGACUACUCAUCGCCAUCGCAACCACUGACUCAAGCCUCGUUUCCGCUCGUCGGGAAGCCCUCAGUGCUUGCACCCAAGUCGAGAACAUUGGCAGCUCCAUGGCCUCGAUGCCCCACUACAUGUCCUCCGGCCUCAACGAAAUGACAGCUUCUGGAGUUGAAAAGGCAGUCAGUGGCCUCAUGACGAUGCUCGAAAUGACAGUCACGGGUGUCGAAGAGAUUGUCCUCUUCGUCAUUCACAUGAUGACAAGUACCUAUCUCUGCCUCAUCACCCUUGCCGUCAGUGGCAGUCUGCACGCCGCUGUCGAAAUCGGCGAGGCUGUCAACAAGAAAUUGAACGAGACCAUCAACUCGGUCACCGAAGACAUGGGCGACGCUGUCAAGUCCGUUUCCGACGGCAUCAACUCCAUCAUGGACAAGAUCAACUUCAACAUUCCGGGAUUCACCAAACCGACAAUCAACCUGGACGAGCAAAUCAAAGAGCUAAAGAGCCUUGAGCUAUCUCCCGACAUGGCAGAGAACCUCAAGAAGCUCAACCAGUCAAUCCCUACUUUCAAGGAGGUGCAAAACUUUACCGACAACAUUAUCCGCACCCCUUUUGAGGAAGUCAAGAAGUUGAUUAGGGGCAUGAACACAUUCGAGUUCGACCGUUCCGUUCUUCCAGUGCCGCAAAAGGAGGCACUCACCUUCUGUUCCGAGGGCAACUCAAUCAACAACUUUUUCAAUGACCUCAUUGAGUUGGCUUACAAUGCACGGAAGAUCGCUCUUGGUGUGCUCAUUGUUGCUGCUGUCCUUGUUUGCGCACCCAUGGCUUGGAUGGAAAUGCGCCGCUACCGGAAGAUGCAAGAGCGUGCUGCCCUCUUCGCAGAGGGCCACGAAGGCAUGGACGUCGUCUAUCUUGCGUCCCGCCCAACUUCUUCCGGUAUUGGCCUAUGGUUCGGUAGGCGCUUUGGCUCAGCCCGUCGACAAGCUGUCAUGCGCUGGGCCUGGGCGUACGCCACCUCCGUCCCCAUGCUGUUUCUGCUAUCUCUGGGUCUCGCUGGUCUCUUUGCAUGCUUCUGUCAAUACCUUUUGCUCAAGGCCAUCGAGGACAAGACCCCAGAACUCACGGACCAAGUCGCCGACUUUGCCGGAAAAGUUGUCUCUUCGCUCAACAAUGCGUCCAUUGCAUGGUCCAGCGGUGUCAACAGUGCCGUUGGUAACUUGGAUAGCAAAAUCAAUGACGACAUCUUUUCUUGGGUCAACACCAGUACGACUGCAGUCAAUGAUACUUUGAAUGCAUUCGUCGACCAGAUGAGCACCACGCUCAACGACACGUUCGGAGGCACUGUGCUUUAUGACCCCAUCAAAGAAGUACUCAACUGCUUGAUUGGGCUGAAGAUCGAGAGCUUCCAAAGCGGCCUCACCUGGGUACAAGAGAACGCGCACGUCCAGUUCCCUGGCGUCGCUAACGACACCUUUUCUCUUGGUGCCCUUGCCGAAAAGGGCGACUCAGACUCGGCCUCCGAACUUCUUGCUGACCCCAGUGGCAAAGCAAAGGAUGAGAUCACUGAAUCAGUUGAGCGCGUUAUCGCCAAGCUCAUGAGCGGCAUUCAGACUGAAGCGCUCAUCUCCACCGCCCUAGUUCUAAUCUGGCUUUUUGUAGCCAUCGGUGGUCUCGUCUACGCCUCAACCCAUCUCUUCCGUCGCGACUACUCAGAAACAGGACGCAACCCUUAUGCUGUCAACCCUGCCAUGGACCAUGAGUCCAAGAUUGCUGCCGAUUACCCUACUACCGCGCCACCGCAAUAUGUGCCCAAUGACUACAAUGUCAACAAGGCAGCGCCCUAUACGCUUGCACCCCGGCCUUUUUCAACAUUCGACCAAGAAAGUCAUGUUGAGCCUACAACAGAAAAGGUCGGCCGUGUUGGUGCACAUGCGGUGACUGAAUCGGCGCGACCAGGCCACUUGCGCACGAGUAGCCAUGGACAGCUUGCUGAUCCCUCGCCUGCUGACGACCGUACUGGUCCCUUCUCGAAUCAAUAUGCGCCGUCGCCCUAUCCACAGGAAAAGCAGCGGCAGAAUCCGUUCAUCUAA
Messenger RNA from Bipolaris zeicola 26-R-13, 2295 nucleotides. RefSeq lists its product as uncharacterized. The transcript has a single exon. Lineage: Eukaryota; Fungi; Ascomycota; Dothideomycetes; Pleosporales; Pleosporaceae. Bases 1 to 2295 code for a protein of 764 amino acids. The record is from RefSeq and is a predicted model, not a curated record. Gene Ontology annotation, cellular component: mating projection tip.